Molecule: messenger RNA, 897 nt
Organism: Humulus lupulus (European hop)
Lineage: Eukaryota; Viridiplantae; Streptophyta; Magnoliopsida; Rosales; Cannabaceae
Product: agamous-like MADS-box protein AGL29
Exons: 1
Coding region: 1-897 (298 amino acids)
Biological process (GO): positive regulation of transcription by RNA polymerase II
Molecular function (GO): DNA-binding transcription factor activity, RNA polymerase II-specific; protein dimerization activity; RNA polymerase II cis-regulatory region sequence-specific DNA binding
Source: RefSeq, a predicted model, not a curated record
AUGGAAACUAGCAACAAAACCACCAUCCCCACCACUUCCAUGGCUACCCCCACCAACCCUACCACCCCCAACUCCAUUAACAUCACCACCACCACAGACCUAAACAUCCAAACCCUAACCCUAACCUCCACUCCCAUCAACAUUAACAACAACAACAACAACCCUACUAGCCCCAAGGCCAAAAGGAAAACAAAAGGUAGACAAAAGAUAGAGAUGAAGAUGAUCCAAGAGGAAGACAGUCGCCUCAUCACUUUCUCAAAACGAAGAUCUGGUAUUUACAAAAAGGCUAGUGAGUUGGUGACCUUGUGUGGUGCCGAGGUUGGUGUUGUGAUAUUUUCCCCAUCUGGAAAACCAUUUUCUUAUGGACACCCUUCCAUCGAUGCUGUGGCAUCUCAUUUCCUCCUCCGCGAAACAGACCCUCAAACAGCGGCGAUGUUGGUUGAUGUUGCGACUCACCCAAUUGUGGAGGCCCAUCGGCGUGUGAGGAUCGACGAACUCAACCAACAAUACAACACUAUGUGUAAUGACUUGGAUGCUGAGAAGGAGACACUGAAAGAGUUCAAGAAGAUGACAGAGUUAGGUUCGACGCCGAGGAUGGUAGAGGUGACACUACCAGAGCCAGCACAAGGAUGGUGGGAUGCGUCGAUUGAGGGGCUGAGUUUGGAUGAGCUUAAGCAAAGGUAUAGAACUCUUGAAGAGUUGCAUGAAAAUAUUUCUAAGCAAGUUAAUAAGGAGAGGAUGAUGACCAAUGAUUCUACUACUGCUAAUGCUACUACUACUGCUACUACGAACAAUAAUGCUCCAAAUAUCUCAUCUUCACACUCGUUUGUGAACUUGGCUGAACAUCAGAGUACAACUGGGAUUCAUGCUUCUCAUCAUACUCACAUGAGUGGCUAG